Necator americanus (New World hookworm) is the source of this 219-nucleotide messenger RNA. RefSeq lists its product as uncharacterized. NCBI's taxonomy places the organism in Eukaryota, Metazoa, Nematoda, Chromadorea, Rhabditida, Ancylostomatidae. The record is from RefSeq and is a predicted model, not a curated record. The transcript has 2 exons. The coding region runs from base 1 to 219 and encodes 72 amino acids.
AUGACGACAAGGGCGAUUUAUGUCAGUCCGGAGGAACGUAACGCUCUAAUCAAACUAAGCUGCUCAAACCGAUGGAGGCUCCUCAAACGUCGCUACCUUGCCGCUUUGUUAGCCAUUUCGGCUAUUCGGAUUUGUUUGGUUUUUCUCAUUCAAUUAUCAGCUUAUUUGUUUCAUGGAUGCUUAGCUGUUAUGUCUUUCUUGAACUCGAUUUUUGUUUGA